Messenger RNA from Cydia pomonella (codling moth), 2676 nucleotides. RefSeq lists its product as uncharacterized. The coding region runs from base 170 to 910 and encodes 246 amino acids. The record is from RefSeq and is a predicted model, not a curated record. Lineage: Eukaryota; Metazoa; Arthropoda; Insecta; Lepidoptera; Tortricidae. The transcript is spliced from 2 exons.
AUACAUUAAGUUGCUUGUAGCUUUCUCUACAAACAUACAUUUUAAAUAGAAUGUUAAAAUUAUCCCAUUAGAAGCUUGUUUGUCCUACUGUCACUGUCAAUCAACAAAUGCCGUGCUAGGGCGACGUUAGUUUAUUUAUUAAAUAAACAUUGAAAAACAAUAAACAAACAUGAGAUGGAGCGAAAAAGAAACGUGUACAUUUGUCAAAUUGUACCUGGAGAAUGAAGCACUCUGGAAUCCUAGAGUUCCUGAGUACAAAUCGAAACCAGAAAGGCACAAAGCUUAUACUAAAAUUAUAGCCGAAUUCCGAGCCGCUACGGGAAUGCCUUUGACGGAACCUGAAGUGAGAACGAAGAUUAAAAACUUAAGAUCCACCUACAUCCAGGAGGUCAAUAAAAUACGUAAGCGUUCUAGCCCGGACUCCGUUUUCAAGCCAUCAAUUAAAUGGUUCUAUGCUUGGCAUAAACGUUUUAGCAAGACGCUUAGAAGAGAUCUGGACGUUAUGGACGAUGCAUUUUUUGAUCAUGAAGAACAAAUAGAAGAAUCAUGUCAAAAAAUAUGGGUUAAUCCAGAUGAAGUCAAUGAUAAUUCCAACUCUGACCCCUUUGAGUCCGAGCAAGACAACUUCCUCCUAGUCCUCAAACCUGAGCCCGAAGACAUAAAACACGAAGCCUCACAAAGCUCAUACAAAGUAAAGAAGAAAAAAUUUAAACAUCGCCACAGUACAGAUAACUCAGAUAGAUCAUAUAGAAAUAGCAUAGACAAUGAAGCCAAAGAGGAUGAGUUUGAUAUUUAUGGUAAAUUCAUAGCAUCACAGUUGAGGAAAAUGAAUUUGCAGAAGGCGCUACGGUUGCAACUGGAGAUUCAGAGUUUAGUGAGCGAAGCUAGGAUUUCAGAUAUGGAACAUUGAAAUAAAUAGAUAUUAGUUUUUAACAUGUUCACUCCGAGAAGGGGUUGAAAGACCCUAUGCAAAGUAUUCUAAGGAACAUGUCGUGCCCCGGACGCAGGUGAUCACGAUUAUUUAAGCCAAAUUGAACUUUACGGAAUCCCGCGUUAGUCCCUAUUGCAUUGGCGAAACUGUCGGCUGUAGCCAUUGUUGGCGUCCUUGGCAAGUCUUUCAGAUGUCAGUCAUAGCCGAUGAUGCUGGCGGUCAAAAGGUUAAUUACGGAUAGUUAUUAGCUAUUUUCAUUAUGAGUAUCUUUAUGCAUAGUCUGUCUAAGCUAACUCUGCUCCAGUUUUAAUACAACAAUAAGUAAUUUUCGUAAAAAAAUUACACAAUUAUACAGGUCCACAUAGAGUGCGCAUACUGGCGAGGCAAUUUCCUCGUGCACGAAACAGCCAGUGUAGACGUACCUGGGCCGAGACGGCCCGCGCGUUUUCCUCGCCUGAGCGCGCCGCCUCGGCCGAGGCACGUCUACACUGGUCGGUUUGAAAUGAAAUCGUUUAUUCACAAUGAACAUAUGGUAACAUAAGAUCUUAAAUUACAAGCAUUGUGUCCCAUGAUAUAUUCAGUCCAUGUAGACAUGUGAACAGUUGUCAGUGAUAACUUGAUUAGAUCACUCGGUCAAUUAAAAUGAAUUAUAUUAGUGUAGUAUGUACAGGCAAUUGCCUUGCGCGUAUGCUCGCUCUGUGUGGACCCACGUAAUGACCAUACACCACACUCGAGGAGGCUUUUGCGGGCACGUCAGUUUUGUAAGAACUGUCUUAGGAAUCAUCAUUCGACAAAUUAAAAUCAUGGCUGUUUAUGAUACCAGUUACGAAUACCUUAUUCUAACAACUUGAAAAUUUAUUGAUUUAUUUGAAAAUGUUCGCACUCAAGUGUGGUGCAUGAUAAUGAGAAUGACAUCCCCACACUUUGUUAUUAGGUCAUUCAUUACAAAUGCAGUGUUAGCUUGUUCCGGCUCUGAUUGUUUCCAAAGAAAGGUUAAAUUUUAAGUUAGCUUUAAUCAGUCAUUAAAUAAAGAAGAAAUAUCCUUUAUCGUUUUGUGGAUCAGUGAUCUUUAGACAAGAAUGUAUUUUUGGUUCUUGCAUCAAACAUGUUAAAAUAAUAAAUAUUUUUAAUUUAUAAUUUUGAAUAAUGGCAAUGAAAAAAAGAGGUAGUUUUGGAAAAAACUGUUUUUAGUGUUAAUUUUCACAAAAGAACCAGUGUUCAAGUACAAGAAUAAAAUACAACUUAAGAUACAUGAUUUGUGAUUUCGGAAGAUUUGCAGGUAUAGGAGUUUUCUUUUUCUCUCACAAUGGAUGUGGAAAACGUCUGAUAAAGUGAUAAAAGGGUGAAUCACCUUUUUUUUUUUGCUUUUAUAGAAUUUAUCAAUAACCACGGGAACAUAGCGUAAUAAAGUACACCCGCCAUUCUGACUGUCAGGAUGGCUGGUGUAAUGUUUUUUGAUGAUAACUUUACUUACCGUGAGCUACAUUUUUUUUAAUGGAGGUACUAAAUAGUACAAAUUAGGUACAAAAUUAUGGUAUGCUUUUCAAUUAUUUUUAUUUAGGUACACCCGCCAUUCUGACUUUCACAGCUUUGCUCCUUUGGCGGGAAGUGCGGUGAUAAAAACGCUGGCCCCUGUGUAUAUAUAAACAUCUUUGACAGUUACCAACUCCAUUGAUUUGUUUAAAUUGUAUGUUACUGUUUUUACCUGUGAGGGGAAAUGAAUAUAAAAGAAAGUCGUGUAGCAA